This is a messenger RNA of Microplitis demolitor, 12330 nucleotides long. RefSeq names its product homeobox protein abdominal-B-like. NCBI's taxonomy places the organism in Eukaryota, Metazoa, Arthropoda, Insecta, Hymenoptera, Braconidae. The transcript has 2 exons. Gene Ontology annotation, cellular component: nucleus. Bases 1925 to 3448 code for a protein of 507 amino acids. Gene Ontology annotation, molecular function: DNA-binding transcription factor activity, RNA polymerase II-specific; RNA polymerase II cis-regulatory region sequence-specific DNA binding. The record is from RefSeq and is a predicted model, not a curated record. Gene Ontology annotation, biological process: regulation of transcription by RNA polymerase II.
UAUACAAAAACUUUGUAUCUAAAUGUUGCUUUAAAAACGUCCUCCGGCAACUACUUCUAAGCGUCAGAACAACAGUCAAUAGAACCCAAGUAGAGCGACGUAUGUUAGUCACGUUGAACGGGAAUGAGAGACAGGUAUGCGAGGUGAAACGCGUAUAAGAUUGGCCGCGUGUCCAGAAGCGGGGGAUAAAAUGCAUGGAUAGUAUCGUAGUGUAGCGUCACUAUACAUGCGAUCCGCGUUUCUCGCGUAUCACCUCGCAAGGGCGAAGGGGAGGCGAGGAACCGCGACUAGGAGGUGGGGGUGAAGCGACAGGAGUUUGUCGAGUUACCGAGAGAUCGCGCUCAUGUUGUUUUUUGGGUCGUUCGUUCGUCAGCUCCGCGCGACUGCCAGAGCUCAGUUGUCGCUCAGUUCGGCUCAGCGCGGCCACCCGAAAAGAAAGGGGGUUUAACUUGCAUAUGUGUGCCUAUACGUACGCGUGUGCGCGACUCCUUUGCAUUACUGUCAAUUACAUUAAGAAGGUGAAAUUGUAAAAACCCCCUAGGGUCACAAGACCCCAUGGUUAUUUAUACCGUCUUCUACCUGCUUACCGUAGAACAAGGUCAUAAAAGGGAUACAGCGGACCUAUAGAAAAAAAAAAAAAAAAAAAAAAAACAUAAAUAGAGAAAAAGAGUAGGGCAGUACUAGAGGCUACGGUUUUAGUGGAAAUGGUCACUAGCAAUUCCCAGUAUCGCUUAUAAGUUCGGUCACUGGGAUUUCAUAUUUAAAAAAAAAGGGUUGGGUUUUAUGGUUUUUUUUUUUGUUGUAACUGCGGUAAAAUUCAAAUGUGUCAGUGAUAAAGUGAGACAUUGAUACAAAAGAAUAAAAUAAACACGACUUGAUGUGACGCUUCGUGAUCGAGGUGUGCAAUAAUAAAAAAGUGAACUUUAUGAUGAAGUUUGCAAAAGAUAGAUCACUGAAAGAAGAAACGCAUGCAUGCGUGACUUCUGUAAUUUUUAUAAGAGGAUUUAGUAUUUUAGUUUUAAAUAAAUUAGUUUAUAAAUAUUGAAUAUUGUGAAUAAUUAAUAUUUAAAUAAUUAAAUUAUCAAAUGUAUUUGAUGUUGCCAAGUGUUUUUUGUCACAAUUUAUUGCAUAUUUUAAGCUAAACAGUUUACGUUAAGAACUUGAUGCCAAAGUGUGCUGUGUUUUUGUUUUCUGUUACAACCUUUUCAUCUACUGGAUUUCUCAUCUGGAUCAUCUCAACUACGACUUUGAAAAAAUAAACAAUAAAUCGUUACGGAUAAAAUAAAAUAAAACACGUGGGCGACAACACGUCAAAUACUUUAUCACCGUGUAUUCUUGGCGGGAUUAUCCACGCGUUCUGUCAAUCUCGAUUCACCCUUUCCUAUCCCAUUUUAAUCGUUUUUUUAUCCCCGGCUACGAUUUUCCACCCCUCCACUGCCACCCUUCCACCUGUCUACUGCGGCGCUACGCGGGGUCACUCACACAAAUACUACUCCUGCGCAUACACAUACGCGCACACGGACGCGCGUCUUGACGGGUAUCGGAUCGUACCCCUACUUUUUGACGUUCAUUCCCCACACAUAAUCUCUUUUUAUUUUCCUUCGAUAUUUCUCACUCCUAUACAACCCAUCCAUCCUUUUCUUCUGUCACUUUUCUUCCCUCUCAACCGAUCUCACAUUUCAUUUUUUUCGGAUUACUAAUGAACAUACGAAUUCGGGCGAUGACAAUACUCUGCAACUAAAUAACUAACCUUUACGACGACAAUAAUAAAUCGCGAACGUCGGAAUAACUGUGUCGUUAUUCUACAAUCACGAUCUGCACCAUCGCCGAACACGUGUCCUGCUCAACGGCGACCCUGUACGACAAUGUUCACGCCGCGCCGCUAUGCGGCUCCGGCGUUGGGCAUCCUGGCUCUAUUACACCGAUGGGUACAGCCACCGGAGCGGGAAAUUCCACCGGGGUGACCUGGUGGGCCAUGAUGAACGGUGGCGUCUACGAAGAAAGUCCGCCGCCGAUUCCACCACCAGCCUCGUCAUUGAUUUCGAUCCACCAGCAACACCAACAGCAAACAUCAACACCUGGAUCCCACCAGCAAGCAACGACUCCAAGUUCACCUGGUGCACCAAGCUCUGUGACAGCAUCAGCUCCUGCCCCAACAGCCAGUGCAAGCUCGACAUCUCCAAGCGCUUCUUCGGUUGCCAGCAACAGUGCAACUGGGCCACUUCACAUUCCAGCUAAAAGAUUGACCGCAACGCCCAUUGCCGGGACCACCUACGGUGAGGUAAAUUGCGUGGAAGGGUCCGGUGUCACUGGAACUACCACGGGGGUCAUCAGGCACUCGCAUUCGUCUUCAGCAGGUUCACAGGCUGGUUGGACUUCUUACAGUCCUCACAACCCUCAAGAGGCUUACCACUCGUCAGCUGCCACGGCAGACGCAUUGAAUCAUCACCAAGCGUACGGGGGUACUAACCCCCCAACUUAUUACAACCUGGCGGACUCCGGAAUAGGAUCGUCGAGAGAUAGUCGCAAGUCCAGUAGUGCUCUGAGCUUCUGGUCUCCAGCAACGGCAAGUUCUGGGCCAGCAGCUACUGGUGCGACGAACUCUGAUUACAAGUCUUACAACUCAGCAAGUACCGGAGGUACAGCAGCAACUUCUUCUGCUGCCUCAACAGCUGGUGCUACUGACCCAACAGUUUCAACUGGCCAUCAGAGUUUUUCUCAGAGCUGGUGUAACUACUCUCCGUACGCAAGUGCCAGGCAUCAUCAUUCUGUUGAUACGUCCCACCAUCAUCCUCAUUCCCAAGCUGGCGUGUCGUAUCUGACCUCAUCGGCACCUGACGAACGAGGGAGAAUGGCAGCUAUGGUUGCAGCCGAGAGUGCAUUCCCACAUGACGGAUACGGAAGUCUCAGAAACUAUGGAGCACCUGAACCCGUUGCAUCCAGCCCCUACACGACACCAGGGAUCUGGGGUUCUUCCCCAUCUUCCUUGUUUCCGGCAGGUACAUUGGGCAUGCCAGUGAGUGUACCUGGAAUGGGCGUUAGCUGCACCGGAGGAAAUCCACUUCACGAGUGGACUGGCCAAGUGACAGUGCGAAAGAAACGUAAACCGUACUCGAAAUUUCAGACUCUUGAAUUAGAAAAAGAAUUUUUGUUUAAUGCCUAUGUGUCAAAACAAAAAAGAUGGGAAUUAGCGCGUAAUUUAAAUUUAACCGAACGACAAGUCAAAAUAUGGUUCCAAAAUCGACGGAUGAAAAACAAAAAAAAUAGUCAGCGUCAAACCCAGCAAAACAAUAACAACAACAAUAACAGCAGUGCAAACAAUGCGAAUCAUCACGGCACCGCCAGCGGUAAUCAUCAUCAUCCUGGAAGUACUCAUGGUCCAUCGAGCCAUCACGUCCAAGUCAGCCAGACCCACCAUGCAAAUGGCUCGGCGAAACAUCAUCAGUGACCCGUGGCCUUCUCUGGGGUCUUUGGUCACCAAUCGCAACAAACUUCGACUUCUGUCCACAGCAACAGCAGUGGCAGCCUAAACACUCACGGCCUUGCGGCCGCAGCCGCCGCAGCAGCUGCAGCAGUCAGCCAGAGCCACAGUUUCCAUCCAACCCAAGCAUCCCAACUUGCAACAGCUCUGCCUCCGCACGCAACGACGACCGUUACCGCAUCUCCAGCUGUUCACUCUCAUCAUCCUCAUCAGUUGGCUCAUAUGGCGGCUCAUCAGCACACAAUGUUGUUCCAUCAGUCCACCCAUGGUCUUGCCGCUUAACCACCGAGAUGCUGAUCAUUAACAAUCAUCAUUAAAUAAAUAAUUAGCGGAUUAAAAUAUACCGUGAUGUUGUUAAUACUUUGAACGUCAGGACUCAAGAACUCCCAGAGAAUCCGUUAUUUGUAUAAGACAGUACUUGUAUACAUUUACACUAAACAGGUACAUAUAUAUAUAAAUAUAUAUAAAUAAUAAAUAUACGAUGUCAUUAAUACGUUAAAGUUAUAGUACACGGACACUCGAUGAUAUUUAUUCUGAGUGAGGCAAGAGACUUGUGUCGAGUGGACAUAUAAUUAUAAUUAUGAUAAUAAUAAUAAUGAUAGAUAAUUUUUUUGACUGCUAUACACUAUGUGUAAGUGAGACAGUAUAAUAAGAAAUAAAUCAGUAUGAUUGGCAUGAAUUAUAAAUAAAGUGAAAGACAAAAUUAUUUACAUUCGUUAUUAAAGUAAUUUUUUUUUUUUUGCUGAACUUUGAGCUUUGUUAUUUAUUAAUUUGUUUUUUUAAAUUCAAUAUUUAAUUGUAUAUCCUGCCGAUAUUGUCUUAUUAUUAAGUUUUUGUCUUUCGUAAUUUUGUUAAAAAGUUUUUUUUGUUUUUGUUUUUACGCGGGUCAGAAAAUUUAGUCGGAUUUUAGUCAAUCUUUGGGAUUUUAUUAAAUUUUGAGCUAUUUUUGAUCUAAAGAUUAGUAACAAGCUGAAAAAAUAGUUGAUGGAUUAACUCUGAUUUUGAAUUAGAGGUGAUCGAAACCAGACGAAAAAAUGUUGACAACAAGUCUGAAAAUAGUCUAAAUAAAGAAGAGUAUACAGAAAAUAAGGAUUUCUUGACGCAAGAAAAAUUUUUAUCUAUGAAAUGAAAAAUAAUAUUUCCUAGAGAAUAAAAAAAAAUUUCUUGGCUUAAGAAUUUUUUUCAUGCCUCAAGAAAUCUUUUCUUACCUCAAGAAAAUUUCUUCUUGGCUCAAGAAAUUUUGUUUUUACCCCAAGAAAAUUUUUGUUUUCGACUCAUAAUCCGAAGAAUUUCUUAGUGCAAGAAAUAAUUUUCUUGAGCCAACAACAAAUUUUCUUGAGAUAAAAAAAAUUUCUUGAACCAAGAAAUUUUGCGUAAUCUUAAAAAAAUUUUAGUUUUCAUUCCAUAAUGCAAAAAAUUUCUUAGGACAAGAAAAAUUUCCUUGAAGCUAGUAAAAAUUUUUUGCGCCAAGAAAUCCUUAUUUUCUGUGUAUGAACUAACUUCGCAUGUUAAUAAGAAACGAAUAAAAAGUAAAAAGAAACAAAAAUGGCUUAAAAUUCUCAUUUGAUGUAAAAAGAGAUAAAAUUUUCUGACCCGUGCAUAUAAAAGAGAGAAUAAAAAUGUUGCAAUGAUAUCGGAUGGGUCAAUUAUGUAGCACAAUAUGCUAGGCCCUACUGAGAAAUCUGUCCAAUUCGUAACGAGAUAGUAUUUCUCCACAUAUACAUAUAUAGUUAAUGGAAUAGGAAAUAAAUUAUAAAUAAACUAUAGAGGUAAAAAAAUUAGUCUUGCCUAAUCGAGCCCUUGAGUCCCUCAAUGAAACUUUUGUGUGCAUUAAUUUUUUAACGCGCAUAUAUAUUAAAUAUAUUGACCCGUAAGUCAUAAGAUUGAUAAGGUAGAAAAAAAAAUUCAGCAAAUGAUGACUCAAUAAAUUAAGUGAUGAUGAAUAAAGGGAUUAUCGAUUCAGGACUUGGACUCUAUUUAUUAUAAAAUAAAUAUGUAAUUAUCUCGUUGAUUUGAAUUGUGUGGAAUUUAAAAAAAGUUUCGAAUUUAAAAAUGAAAAUUUUAUCUUUGAUGGUCACAAAGGAUCUAUAGGAUUUCAAGGUCUUAAUAAGCUAAAAAAAACUAAUCGAUGUUUUUACUUAAAAUUUUAAUUUUACUUGAGAAAAAAAAUUAUUUAAAAUUGACUGGGAUUCUGUAGAUUCUAUGUUACCGUUAAGGAUUUGGAUAAAUUAUCGCUUAUCUCAUCCAGCCGCCUUCAAUUGUGAGUAACCAUUCACUCAUGUAAGCCCGUUCGAAGAAAAUUCAGUUCCAAAAAAAAAUUCCAAAAAGUUUGACAUGUAGAACUUCGUGAUUUGAGACAGAUCAAAACUUCAAUCUUGACUUUUUUCAAAUUUAGAUGUUAACAAUAUAAAAUAUUUGAGUUCAGGAAAAGUUCAAAAAUUUCUAAUUUGAAGUCUUUAUGAAAAAAAGGAAAAGAGACAUAUUAUACGUUUUUAGAAUUCCGGUAGGAUCUUCUAAUUUGACUCAAAAUUUACCUGCAAAAACUUUUAAAUUAACUAUCUUUUUUAUUAUUGAAAUCCUAAAAGUUCCAAAGAGUUAAAUUUUGAAAAAUACUGAAAUUAGCCAAAGUCCAAUAAUUUAUGAUUUUUUUUCAAAACAAUAAGUCAGAAAAGAAAAGAAAUAUUUUAAAAAAUUGUAUCCAUAGUUUUUAAAAGUUUCAACAUGUGUAUUUUUUUCGUUUUUUUUUUUUUUUUUUUUGUAAUUAAUUUGUCGAAAAAAAAUUCAAAAAUUGGUAAUUGUCUACUGAGGUCAGACCUUGGCGGUUCCAAAUUAUGGUAAUUUACCGCAUUUUAUCGUAAUUGACCGUCGAUACAGCAUAAUUUACGGCAAUUUAUGGCAAUUUAUAGGGAUGUCGGUAAUAUGCGGUACUUAAUAGUGAGUUACGGUAAAUUAUCAUGAUUUUGAGGCAUUUUUACCGCAAGCACCGCAAGUUUUUUAUUUUCACAGUUUUUGCAGUGCAAUAUUCCACUUGACGGUAAAGUAUCCCAUCUUACUGCAAAUUUACCGUAAAAUAUCGUACUUUGCUGUAAAAUGUUAUAUUUUUAGCGUAAAUCGCCCUUUUUCGCCGUAAAUUACGAGACUUAACCGUAAACACCGUAAUACUUUCAACUACCGUAAAUUACCGCAAUUCAGGUUCGCCAGAAGGAUCACCAACUUGAAGUUAAAAUCCGUUCCGAAUUUAGCAGUUCAAUAUGUCAAACUUUUUUGGAAUAUUCUUGGAACGCAUUGUUUGAACACGAGAAGAAAAUAAAUAAUUUUAUUGAAAUUGAGUAUUUUUGUGUAAUACGCGAAUAAGAUAUGACUUGAGACAUACACACGUGUUUCGAUUAACUCAGUUAAAAAAAAAAACUAUACUCAUUAUCUACCAAGGAAUGUGUGAUUAUUGUUAAAUAAAAUUUCAAUUAUUGACACAUUAUUAUCUAUGUAAAAAUAUUAGAUUGGAAAAUGACAUUAAAUAAAUAACGAAUCGUGACGGGUCGUUGGAUUAAUUAUUAUUGUACUUAAUGUUACAACUAGGUCUCAAAAUUUUGAGCUCUCUUUGUAACAAUUGCCAAAAUUAAGAGGUGACUGACGUGUUGUAUGAUUGGGAAAUAAAAAAAAAGAAUUUAAUUUUUUCGUCGGCUUCAUUAGAUCUCUGAUAGGAUGAAAUGUCUGUUUUUUUUUUUUUAAUAUUCUAUUAAUUUUGUAAAUUGACCGUCGUUUCGAAUGAAUUUUUUUUUUUUUUGCUAAUCACACUAUUAUUUUUCAAUUCAUUAUUUAUAAUUAAAACAUCCCGGUGAAAUAGUAAUUACUAUUAUUUUUAAAUUUAUUGCUAAAUUAACAAAUAAAAAUUAAAAUGUUUUAUUUUUUUGAUUGUAAGCUUGUUAAUAUUUAUUUUAAAAAUUAAAUACUAGUUAAUUAAUUCGAAACGCUGAUCAACUUAAAUUUAGCAAAAGAAAGGCCUUAAAAUUAUGAGCCUGUUGAAAUUAUUUUUAUUAUGAUCUGUUUUGUUAUGUGAGUAUGUAGAUAUUAUUAUUAUUAUGGCCUAUAUAUAAUUAUAUAUAUGUGUUGAAUGAGUACCUUGCACUUGCAUUGCGCGAAAAAUUUUUCAAAGGUCUGUGCUUCGAAAAUUUUUUUUGGUAGUAUUGAAAUUUAAUAAAAAAUAAUUAAUGAACGUUAAUUAAAGUGUAUUAUUUUAAUUGUUGCUGAAAAAAAUGAAUAUGUCAAAAAGGUGCUGUUUAAAACCUUGUAUACACGGAGAGAAAAUUAUGGUAACCAUUUAUAGUAAGUUUGUAUGAUAUCAACUAAUAACGUUAUGGUAAUAAUUACUGGGAAUUAUGGGGCAUACGCCCAUAAUGACAGCAAAAGUUUUCUGACUAUGGGAAAAAUUCUUAUAAUGAUGGUAAUAGUUCCUAUAUCGUAUGGUAAUGGAAUUAUAGUAAUGAUUACCAUACUUAUGUGAAUAGUUCGUAUUAUUACAUGGGAAUAGAUUCUAUAUUCAUAUUGUAACUGUUACUAAGUACAUAUGACUAUCGUCCCCAUACUACUAUGGUAAACUUUACCGUAUAUUGUGGCAAUUAUUACCAUAUAUUAUAGUAAUGAUUACCAUACAUUAUGGUAAUAGUUACCAUAAAAGAUAAUAAUGAUACUAUUACAGUAAUGAUUACCAUAUAUUACAGUAAUUAUUACUGUAAUAUAAGUAAUGAUUACCAUAAUAGUAUUAUUACCAUUCACUAUGGUAAUAGUUACCAUAAUAGACAAUAAUGAUACUAUUACAGUAAUGACUUCCAUAUAUUAUAGUCGUGAUUACUGUAAUAUAUGGUAACGAUUACCAUAAUCGUAUCAUUAAUAUAUAUUGUAAUGAUUACCGUAAUAUACAAUAAUCAUAUUAUUACGGUAAUUCUUACCAUACAUUACAGUAAUGAUUAGUAUAGCACAUGGUGAUGGUUACUAUAAUAUUAUAGUAAUAGUUAUUAUAAUAUAAUGGUAGUUAUUACCAUCAUACAUGGUAAAGAUAACCAUAAUAGUGUGGGAAUGAUUACUCUAAUGUCGUAGGAACUAUUACCAUAAUUUGUAUCGGUGUCGUUUCUAUAAUCAAUAUUUAAAAAAAAAACUGUUACUAUACGUUAUGGAAAUAAUUCCUACAAUAUACUGUAAUUUUUACCAUAAAUUUGUCUCUGUGUAAAGCAUCGAAAAUAAAAAUAUAAUAAUUAUAAAAAUAGUAUGAAUGGUUGAUUAAAGUCGACGGAUUAAUAUAAAUCAGUCAGAGUGAUGCUUUUUAUAUAAAUUAAUUUAAAUGAAUAAUUAUGUACCAUCGUAAUUAGUGAUGAUUAUGUUACGGACAAUGUUUAAUAAGAUUUUAAGAUUAUUAAUAUUAAUUAUUAUUAUUAUUAGUUACUUUUAUUAUUGAUAUUAUUUUUAUUAUUAAUUAUUAUUAUUGUGAACAUCACGUUAAUAUUAUGUUAUUGUUUUAAUUGUGUGUUGUUUUGUAUGUACCUAUCAUCCUAAAUAAUUAUUGUCGGUAGUAAUUAAAGGUGAUAAUUAUUAUUGAAUAAGAAUGAUGAUAAAAAAAUAAUUAUUUACUUAUAAUGGUGAUUAAAAAAAACCGUGUUAUUAAAUGUGUAUACUGUUUUCAUUCGCUGAUAGCUAUUAUGUUAAUAAUAACUCCUAUUCAAACACUUAACACAUACCUACUUCUAGUACCAUACCUAAUUUCCUGUAGUACCUACAUAAAGAGAAAUUUAUGGUAACAAUUACAAUAUUUUAUGGGAAUGGUAUCCAUUUUAGAUAGGAAUAGAUUUCUUUAAAUUAUCGAUUAUAGAAAUAAUACCUAUACUACUAUGAUAAUAGUUACCAUACAUUAUAGCGAUAGUUUUUACACGCUAUAGUAAUGAUUAUCAUCGUACAAUGGUAAAGAUUACCAUACUAAAAUGGUAAUAAUUACUAAAGUAGAAUGGUUAUGAUUACUAUCGUGUAUGGUAAUGAUUACUAUUGUAGAAUGGUAAUAAUUACCAUAGAAUAAUGGUGAUGACUACCAUAGAAUAAUAGUAACUAUUACUGUGGUAGAAUGGUAACGGUCACCAUACUAUAAUGGUAACUGUUCUCAUAAUAUAAAGGAUUACUAAAUGUUAUGGUAAUCAUUACCAUACUACUAUAUUAAACGUCACCAUAUAUUAUGGGGUUAUUUCUAAAUGUUCUUAGGAAUCAUUCCAAUAUGGACGGAAAAUUUGUUCCUAUUGCCUAUGGGAACUAUUCCCAUGAGUAUGGUAAUCAUUACUAUGCAAUAUAGGAAAUUUAGCACAUAGGAUUUUUCCCCAUAGAUGGAAACAUUUCCCAGGAAGUAUUGACGUACAUCCCAUAAUUCCAAGUAAUUAUUACCGUCACCUUAUGGUUCAUAUUUCAUAACCGUAUUAAGAAUGGUUACCAUAAAUUUCUCUCAGUGUACCCUAAUAAUAUUUAAAUCCUAAUAGUUAAUUUCUCUGCAUUUGUUUUUAAAAUUGGGAAAACAUAACGCUUCUUUUUUUGUAAAAGGAAAAAAACCCUCUAGAUACGAAUUUAGGCAAGUCUAUGAAUAUAUAUAAUUAUAUAUAGUAUUUAAUAAAGUGAAAAUAAGAAUUGAAGAAAAUUUUUUUCUAAAAGAUUUAUCAUUUUUUAAUAAUUGUAAGUAUUUAAUUAUAAUUAUAAAAUGCGGAUUAAAUUAAGAAAAAAAAAAUUUUACCUAUUUGUAACAAUUUGCAAUAAGUGGUACUUAGUAUCUUUGUAUUAAUUGGCUCUCGGCUUAUAUAAAGUUAUAUUAAUUAACAGAUGUUUAGAUGCUAUUUGUAAAUAAAUAAUAAAGAAUGAGACGUAUACACUCUUGUAUCCAAGUGCAAUAAUAAUAAAAAUGUGUUUAAUUUGUGCCAAAGUACAGCCUAAGCGUGGAUUUUAAAAAAUGAAAUUACUCUCUCUUAAAAAAAAAAAAAAAAAAAAAAAAAAAGUUAAAAAACUAUAAAGUAUAAAAUGGAUUACAAAAUAACAAAUAAAAUAAACGGAGUAAAGAAUUAUGCGUUUUAUUGUAGUUUACUUGAGAUCAAUUAAAUCCCACGAUUUGUCACGAUUUGAAAUUAAAAUUUUUUAAUUAUUAAUUAGCAGCAGACCGCAACUUUGUAUAGAAAUGUAGUAUUUAUUUCUGAAAGUUCAUCAAAAAUUAUAUUUAAGAAUCUCAUCUGCUUAGUUUUUAUUAAAAUAAGAAAAAAUAAUAAUAAACAAUUCAAUAAUUCGAAAAAUAAAAAAAAACAUAUGCAUAAAAAUUAUUUAAAUAUCUUCAUUAGAGACAUACACUGUAAAAAAUUACUGGUGUAAAAAUGGUGUCUGUGUUGUAGAUUAACGGUGUUAAAUUUUUGGUGUGAAAAUAGAUCCGAGGACCACACCGUGUCCUUGGUGUGCAUUGGCGGUGUGAAACAUUAAGCGGUGUAUUUUUAACAGUUUGGGAGUUACUUUUCACACCAUUUGGUGUAAUGUUCUUAAAACUCAUAGAUCGUCAAAAAAUAUAGUCAAAUAUUUUUAACUGAAAAAAUUACUCAUUACACCGUGAAAAAAUUUUGGUGUGAAAAUAACAUUCGUGGUGUAAAUGUACGGUUCUGAAUUUUUAGUGUGUUGAAUUUUUAGUCUUGAGGACUUUACACUAUGUCUUUGGUGUGCAUGGACGGUGUGAAAUUUUUUCGGUGUUAAGCAUCAAGCGGUGUAUUUCUAAUACGGUGUAGGUGUUAUUUUUCACACCAUUUGAUGUAGUGAACUCCGAUCGUAUAUAUUGUCAAAAAAUAUAGUCAAAGAUUUUGAACUGAAAAAAUUCCUCAUUACACCGUGAAAAAUUUUUGGUGUUAAAAUGGUUCCCGGGGAUUUUUCACGGUUUCUUUGGUGUGAAAUUAUUUUGGUGAUAUAUAUUAAGCUGCUCACUUUUCACACGGUGUGAGUCUUAUCGUUUACACCAUUUGUAGUGUGAUUAUUAUAAUUCACAUGGCCAUAAAUUAAAUACUACAUCGUUUAACUUUUACACCAGCGAUUUUAAAAAUCUUUACACCAAAUAACUUACACCACACCUUCAACUCAGAAUUUCUUACAGUGUUCUCAAAAAUUACACCAUUUUAGUUCCUAAUAAAAAAAAAACUAAAGUUAAAAAAAGUAUUCCCAAGUCCUGAAAAUUCUCGGUAAUGAGUUAUCUAAAAGUUGUUUAUCUAAAUGAUAUUUCAAAAAAAUACUUGAUUUGGCUGAUGCACUUUUCACUUAACCGUGAACUGAAUACUCCAACACGUUAAAUAACGGAGAGCUAAAUAUAUAAUAACUAAUAACUAUAAAAAUAAUAUGAACUUGAAGUAGAGAAAAAAAAGUCUCCUGACAAGCGACCUUAUUGCGUCAUCAUCAAUAAUUCUUGUGACAAAUUAGUUGACGUCACACGUAUGCAAUAUUACGAAUUACGACCCGAGAGUCGGACCUUCAUUGUGCCACGCGAGUAUAUUUAUAAAAUAAAAAAAAUAAACACGCAUCGGUACAUUGAUUUGAUCGACCUUGAACGUUUGUACACUCAUUUAACUCAUGUCCAAAAUUAAUUAAUUAAUAAAUUAAAUAAUAAUAUUAAUGAAGAAAAACAGAAAAAGAAAUGAGAGAAAAAUAAGCGAAAACCAGUUUUUUUUUGUACUCUAUAAAAAAAAAAUUAAUAAUUAAUAAAUAAGCGUCUUUAAGUCUUUAAGAUAUUCAUCAGCCUGUCUAGUUUUUCCUGAAUAAUGUAUAUGUAUAAAUGUACGUGGAUCUUUGUAAAUAAAGGCAUUAUCUCA